CACACACACACUCACACGCACAGUCAGUCAGUCAGUGUAGUGAGAGCCGGCGGAGGCUGAAUCACAAGCAGAUGGACACUUUCCUCUACGAUGUCCCUCCUCUGGUGCUGGAGCGGUUCUGUCGAGUCAUGGACUGCGGGGGAGACGCGCUCGGCUGGCGGGCACUAGCUGUCCGCAUUGUUCCCAGCUACUCAGAAGUUCGUAUGUUGGAGCGUCUGGAGGCGGCGGGUCGCAGUCCCACCAGAGAGCUGCUGUGGUCCUGGGCUCAGCAGAACACCAGGGUACAGGACCUGCUCAUGGUGCUGCAGGACAUGGGUCAUCACAGGGCCCUGCAGCUCUUUCAGAGUCCAGCUCUAGAGUCACCUUUGCCGCAGUGCCAUCAACACGUUGAGGACGAUUUCACAGCUUCCUCUGUGACGCCUACAUCUGAAACGCAGCCUCCUGUCAUCACUCUGCGAGACAUCAUAGAAGGAACCCGCCAUUUUCAUCAUGACAUGAGAAUCGCAGAGGGCCCCUUUGCCAGCGUCUACAGAGCGUGUGUCGGAAAUAAAACGUUCGCAGUCAAGGUUUUUAAACAGAUAAACAGUGUGUCCUGGAAGAAGCAGUGGGAACUCUUCAGGAAGGAAAUGGAAAUUCAUCGCAUGUGUCAGCAUCCAAAUAUCUUAGACCUGGUGGACUGUUUUUCUGAUGAGGACCACUACUGUCUGGUGUACCCAUACCUCCCCAAUGGAUCACUGCACCACAGGCUACACCAACAGAAACAAGAGUGCCCUCUGUCGUGGGAAGAGAGACUCGCCAUCAUCAAGGGAAUCGCAAAGGCUUUGCAUCACCUGCACACGGCCCAGCCCUGUCCAGUGAUCUGUGGUAACAUAUCCAGUGCUAACAUCUUCUUGGACGAUGCCCUGCAGCCCAAACUGUCUGACUUUGGCUUGGCUCGUCUUCGUCCUAAGUCAGCCAGUCAGUCCUGUACCAUCACUCUCAACACAGGUUCCCACAGCAACCUGGGGUACCUCCCCGAGGAGUACAUCCGAGAUGGCAAGCUGUCCUCCAGCCUGGACGUUUACAGCUUUGGAAUGCUUAUAUUGGAAGCAAUAACAGGACGGAAGGUCAUCGAGGAUGGACCUAGACCAACACUGCUGAGAGAAGUGUUUGUCACAGUGGUGGAGGAAAGUAGUGGCGGCCUGGACUCCUGUCUGCAGUUUUUGGACAGGACGGCUGGCCAGUGGCCGACUUCCAUGGCCCUCAAACUUCUGGAUCUGGCCAUGAACUGCAUUGUCAGCCGCCACCGUCAAAGACCAAACAUGGAGAAUGUCCUUCUGGCACUGAGUGAGUUGCUUCUUCCACCCAGAUGCCCGCUCGCCGACCAGCCGCACAGCCUGGACGAUAGAGCCGCUAUAUAUGUGGUGCAUAGACCCUCAUCCUCCAUACCAGUGGAGCAUGAUGAGCAGAAUGUGGUACCUGGUUCUCCAGCACAGGAAGGACCCUGUGAAUGCAGCCAGUCGGAGGUGACAUAUCUGAGCGACAGUAUGGCUGCCCACGAUGAGGCUGAAGCUGACCUGUACAGCAGCUUUCCUGUGCAGUGCAGCUGUUCAACUGAGGACGGUGGACUGCCCUGUGAAGACUGCAGGGCCAACGGACUCAUUUCUGACCCCACCGGGAGUCCUCACUCUGACUUAUGUGUGGUGGAGAAUGAAGCCAAGUGCAGGCUGAAGAACAAACUGAGUUUUUAUAACAAGGGGCUGAUUGACACGGAGGAGCUGUUCUCAGAAACACCGAUGCAGCAGGGGGCCGAACGACAACAAAGCAGCAUGCAGUCACCUGUUGGGACAAAAUCUCAGUGACGGGACUAAUUGGUAAGGGAGUUAACCAGCAAGCACACAAAUAUCGAUUCACAAAUCUUUUUGUGUACUACUCUCAGUGCUUCCCUACAAACCACAUAAACUACCUUCAAUUUCAAUUUCCAGUUGUUAUCUUGAUGUGUCACAAACAUCAUGACAUCUUGACUCGUAGCUCAUGAUGCUGUGCUACACCUCCAUCUGUUGCGGCUUCUUAUGACAACACCGUAGUUCUCGAUGAACUCUUCUCAUGGAGAAUAUCCAUAACUGGAAUUGUCUAAUCAAGCCUUGUGUCUUUUUUUUUUAAUAAACCAAUGUGAUAAAUUCAUUAGGGCUGUCUCCUGGGGGCACUGAUAACAGAUGGACGAUUAAGCCAUUUUAUAAUGUCCAUUUUGUAGAUCGUAAGUCAGUGACAUGUCAGCUGUGUAACAGUGUAAUAAUGAUGUGGACAUCAGGGUCCAUCAACACAUUUCAAGUCAGGCAGGAUCAAUGCAGGAUGUUUUAAUGUAUGAUUUUAUUUGUAAAUUAAUAUUUCAAGUAUUUAUCAAGAUAUUAUGCUCAUAGUAUGUUAUAUUUAUUAAAUUAAAGAUAAACCAUAGCUCAUGGGGUCAGUGCCUGUGUAAUAACAGUUAAAGGACAUACACAGACUCGACACAGAGCCUAGCACUGUGAACAUACAUUAAUGUGAUAUAAACAGAAGCUGUUAAACUGCCCCCCAUAUGUUCUCCUGGAUUCAGUUUACUGCAGUGCCUUACCUUAUUUAAAUACUAUCUUGUCUGACCCUCUUGUGUCAAUAUUAAGGUGUUUUAUAUUAAUGGUGAUAAACAAACUAAUCAUUUGAAUAUGUUUGUCUCGGUGCUGUGUUACCUGUGUAUACUGUUUUGUUAUUGUAUUAAUAGUACAUGUUGAAAGCGAUUAAAAAGAAAAUACAAGACAAGA
Solea senegalensis (Senegalese sole) is the source of this 2774-nucleotide messenger RNA. RefSeq names its product interleukin-1 receptor-associated kinase 3 (gene irak3). Gene Ontology annotation, biological process: protein phosphorylation; signal transduction. The coding region runs from base 72 to 1841 and encodes 589 amino acids. NCBI's taxonomy places the organism in Eukaryota, Metazoa, Chordata, Actinopteri, Pleuronectiformes, Soleidae. The transcript has 12 exons. Gene Ontology annotation, molecular function: ATP binding; protein kinase activity; protein binding. The record is from RefSeq and is a predicted model, not a curated record.